Messenger RNA from Trichosurus vulpecula (common brushtail), 9008 nucleotides. RefSeq names its product MCC regulator of WNT signaling pathway (gene MCC). The coding region runs from base 537 to 3023 and encodes 828 amino acids. Gene Ontology annotation, cellular component: cytoplasm. The record is from RefSeq and is a predicted model, not a curated record. NCBI's taxonomy places the organism in Eukaryota, Metazoa, Chordata, Mammalia, Diprotodontia, Phalangeridae. Gene Ontology annotation, biological process: negative regulation of canonical Wnt signaling pathway. The transcript has 17 exons.
ACAACUCCAGGCUGAAGAGAAGGGGGAAACUUUAGAGUGUAGUGCCGCAGAGAGGUCUGUGUCUCUCUCGAGCGUUCUCUUGUUCCACGGGGCCCAGCCGGUGGACUCUUUGGUAGCGCCCUGAAUCGUUUCUCGGGUGCUGGUCUCUUCUGCUAGGUGCCUUCUUAACCCAGCUGUGGAGAAAGGUAGCCCAGAACUGCGGAGGCAUUGCUGGAGCUGAUAUUUCGCAUGGACUUUUGGCAGUUUGGAAAUGCAAAGCGAUUGCUACCUUCUGUCUGCAGUCGGGGCAACUGGGUGCUUUGCAACGUUAGCGAAUCGUUUGUAGCAAUGGAUCGUUGGUGAAACGAAAACCAACCUGGCUAUUUUCGGAAUGUUUGUAUCAUGAUUUUGGAUUUACAAAUUCCUGAGUGAAAAUGGCUGUCUAGAGCAAAAUGUGCAAAAAGGAAAAAAGCGAGGAAAGGGAGUGAAUGUUGAGUCUCAAACACAACUUCCGUGUAUUAAAACCUGCGGAAUAAUCAAGCCUGAAAAGUACAAUCAUGAAUUCUGGAGUUGUCCUGAAAUAUGGAAAUGACUCCUCUGCGGAGCUGAGUGAGCUCCAUUUAGCAGCCCUGGCAUCUCUGAAAGGAGACAUAGUGGAGCUUAAUAAUCGUCUACAGCAAACAGAAAGAGAAAGAGAUCUCUUGGAAAAGAAAUUGGCAAAGGCACAGGGAGAACAAUCCCAUCUCAUGAAAGAACAUGAAGAUGUUCAGGAACAAAUGACCUUGCGCUACGAGGAACGAAUCACGGAGCUCCACAGCAUCAUUGCUGAGCUAAACAAGAAGAUUGACCGCCUACAAGGAACAACAAUCAGGGAAGAAGAUGAGUACUCAGAGUUUCGAUCAGAGCUCAGUCAAAGUCAGCAAGAAGUCAAUGAAGAUUGUCGAAGCUUGGAUCAAGACCAAACAUCUGUCUCCAUCCCUGAGAAUCAAUCUACCAUGGUUACCGCUGACAUGGAUAAUUGCAGUGAUCUCAACUCAGAACUGCAAAGAGUACUGACUGGUCUGGAGAAUGUCGUUUGUGGGAGAAAGAAGAGUAGCUGUGGUCUCUCAGUGGCUGAAGUGGACAGACAUAUUGAACAGCUUACCACUGCAAGUGAACACUGUGAUUUGGCUAUUAAGACAGUUGAAGAAAUCGAGGGAGUAUUGGGUCGGGAUCUCUAUCCUAAUUUGGCCGAAGAGAGAUCUCGAUGUGAAAAAGAACUGGCUGGCCUAAGAGAAGAGAAUGAAAGCCUGACUGCCAUGCUGUGUAGCAAAGAAGAAGAACUCAACAGAACCAAAGCCACCAUGAAUGCUAUCCGGGAGGAGAGAGACAGGCUACGAAGAAGGGUUCGAGAACUACAAACACGCUUGCAGAGUGUCCAGGCAGCAGGGCCCUCCAGUCCGGGGCGUCUCACCUCUACUAACCGACCAAUUAAUCCCAGCACCGGAGAGCUGAGCACCAGCAGUAGCAGCAAUGACGUCCCUAUUGCCAAGAUUGCUGAGAGAGUGAAGCUGUCAAAGACAAGGUCAGAGUCUUCCUCAUCUGAUCGGCCCAUCCUAGGAUCAGAAAUCAGCAGUAUAGGGGUAUCUGGCAGUGUGGCAGAACACCUAGCCCAUUCUCUGCAAGACUGUUCCAAUAUCCAGGAGAUUUUCCAGACCCUUUAUUCACACGGAUCUGCCAUCUCAGAAAGUAAAAUUCGAGAAUUUGAAGUAGAGACAGAGAGAUUGAAUAGUCGAAUAGAGCACCUGAAAUCUCAGAAUGAUCUGCUGACCAUCACGCUGGAGGAGUGCAAAAGCAAUGCUGAGAGGAUGAGCAUGCUGGUGGGGAAGUACGAGUCCAAUGCCACAGCUUUGAGACUUGCAUUGCAAUAUAGUGAGCAAUGUAUAGAAGCCUAUGAACUCCUGUUGGCGCUAGCAGAAAGUGAACAGUCUCUUAUCCUUGGACAGUUCCGAGCAGCAGGUGUGGGAUCUGUUGGGGACCAGACAAGAGAUGAAAAUGUUACCCAGAUGCUCAAGCAUGCUCAUGAUUGCCGGAAGACAGCGGAGAAUGCCGCCAAAGCCCUGCUGAUGAAGCUGGAUGGGAGCUGUGGGGGAGCAUUUGCUGUCCCUGGCUGCAGUGUGCAGCCUUGGGAGAGCCUUUCUUCCAAUAGCCAUACCAGCACGACUAGCUCCACUGCUAGUAGCUGUGACACGGAGUUCACCAAGGAAGACGAGCAGAGGCUAAAGGAUUAUAUUCAGCAGCUCAAGAAUGACAGGGCGGCUGUGAAGCUGACCAUGCUAGAGUUGGAAAGCAUCCAUAUUGAUCCUCUUAGUUACGAUGUCAAGCCUCGAGGAGAUAGUCAGAGACUAGACCUAGAGAAUGCUGUGCUGAUGCAGGAGCUGAUGGCGAUGAAGGAGGAAAUGGCUGAGCUGAAGGCCCAGUUAUACCUACUGGAGAAAGAGAAGAAAGCUCUUGAACUGAAGCUGAGUACUCGAGAGGCCCAGGAACAAGCAUAUUUGGUGCACAUUGAACAUCUCAAGUCUGAAGUGGAGGAGCAGAAGGAACAAAAAAUGAGGUCACUCAGUUCCACCAGCAGUGGAAGCAAAGAAAAAUCUGGCAAGGAGUGUAUGGAUGGAGCCUCAUCUGUGGUAUCACUAGCUGAGCUGAGAACGACAUUCAGCGAGAAUGAUUUGGCAGCAGAAGUUACCAAUGCACUGCGACGGGAGAAGAAACUGAAGGCCAGAGUACAGGAGCUGGUGAGCGCCUUGGAAAGACUGACAAAGAGCAGUGAAAUCCGACACCAGCAGUCCGCCGAGUUUGUUAAUGAUCUGAAAAGAGCUAACAGUAACCUGGUGGCUGCAUAUGAGAAAGCAAAGAAGAAGCACCAAAAUAAACUGAAAAAGCUGGAGUCUCAGAUGAUGGCCAUGGUGGAGAGACAUGAAACCCAGGUGAGGAUGCUCAAACAGAGAAUAGCUCUGCUGGAGGAGGAGAACUCAAGGCCCCACACCAAUGAGACCUCGCUUUAAAAGGAUUCCAGGCACCAAGAUUCUGCCCAUAGAAGCUAAUCCGGGGAGCAGGACCAGGAGAGUUAAAGAGCACCUGCCAGAAUCUGCCAUAGGGAGGCUGGAGGUAUUUGUCAGGUUGACCUCCACUCAAGGGCAUCAUGGUCUUUAGUGUCCUCUUGGAGAGCUUCCCAAGAGACAGAGGUGAUUCGCCACAUAUGUACUGUGCUUAAAGGGAAUGCACCUCACAUCAAGGUCCAAAGGAGAAACUAUCAAUGGCAAAUAGACAUUUCUUAUGUUUGGGGUACCCUGAGGGCCUACCAUACUUCACAGGUAAUUGACCCCAACAGAUUUGUUUUCAGCUCUUUCCCUCUUACCACCUUCCCUUUCCAUCCCCCCUCCCCGCCCCGCAAAACAACACCACCACCACCUUUUGCAGUCUUGGGAGAUACUAUAUAAACUGAGUUAUUAGGUUUUCAAUAAUUUCAAUGCUUUCUCUUUUUUUGCCCAGGCAGUGGGCCCAUUCUUCCCCCCUGGCAAUCCCAAUUCCCUUAGCUUUCCACCUAACAUGAGGAUAAGUCCUGACAUAGAUACGGGACAGGUGUAUGUUAUGGUCUCAGGUGUCCAAGAGGUGCUUAUUGAGAUGAAGGCUGCAGUUCCCUGACUGUCCUUCACAUUUGAAGUUUAUUUUAUAACUCCAGAGGGUCUCACCUAAGUGGCCUUUCAUAUUUCUGAAGCUGAAAUAGAGUUGUUAGCGUAUCUCAUGUCAUUCAGAAUGUGUGUCCUUUAAUGGAACAAUAUAAUUUGGAAGUAAUAGAAACUUUACAUCUGUCCUGCUAGUCCCUGGGGUUGAGAAGGGAAAUCUUCCAUUGUGAAUUUGGGAUUUGAGCUCGCAUCUCACCUCUCCUCUCCACCCAAAAAAAAAAAAAAAUGUAACGAGUAGGUUACUCUUGGACACUACAGUGUAAGCAAAAUGUAUUUUUGUGGAUUCCUCAAAAAAAGGCAUCUCUUCACUUUUCCUGUAGAACUCCAGGGGUAUAACACAUUAAAUAUAUACACCCAUAGCUCUGGGUAUGUGUUGGAAUAAAUACGUUUUGGCAUUUGUGCUAAAGGAGGCAGUUCUUGUUAUAGCAGGUGGAAUACUCAAACUCAAGGCAUUUUUCUCCAUAUUUUCCCAUUAUCCUUGUGAGCAAGAACAUGGCUUGUGGCCUCUUCAGUCAAGGAAAGUGAAGAUUAGCACACAGUGACAUGUAGGAAGGGCUCAGAUGAAGAGGGUAUGGAACUAAAAUGGGAUGCACUUGCCCUCAUCCUUCUUAGGAAGUUUUCUCUUAGAUUAAAAUUGUAUUAUUUUGUUUUGGUUUUUCCUAUUGAGAGUUUUCUACUCCCAUCUCACAUACAGUAGAUGCUUAACAGAUGUUUUGAAUUCUUAACCUUUCAACCAUCUUAAUCUCAAUUCUUCUGAUUAGCCUUUCUUCACUGACAUUUUCAAGUUUACUUUGUGCCUGUGAUAUAGGGAUUUUUAAAAGCCCGGUCUCAAAUUAGCCAACAGCUAAUCCUGUAAUGGCAACAUAUGAGAGUCCAUCCAAAGCUAUUUAAGAAGUUUUUUGUACUAUCAUAGCUUGGUGUAAACUGAAGUGCACAUAAAUAAUGAGUGACUAGGUAGAAGAAGCUGAAAUUGGUCUGUAGUUCACUCUGUUAUGAAAAAGUAUAAGAUUCAUACUGAAUAAAAAAUAACAUUGAGGUUCCUAGCUAUAGAGGAAGAAUUCAAUUGAACAACCAUUUAUUAACGCAUUAUGCUAACUGCCAGGGACCAAACAAAAUGAAUCAGGAGUCUAUGUCCUUAGGGAGCUUCCGGGCAAUAGGAAAUGUAUAGAAAUAAGAAAUGCAUUUGUUUUAUUUAAAGGGAAACUGUGCCCAUGAGCUUAUAUAAUAACUAAGAUCAAAAACUAGGAGGGAACAGCUCUUGGUUUCUCUACAAAAAUAAUCAGAACUGGAAGACUCAGUCUCACAAGACUCUCAGAGCUGGAAAGCACCUCAGAGAUCCUCUAAGUCCAAGUCUUAUUUUUGUGGGGCAGUGCAAGUAAAAUGGCUUGCCUAAGGCGAGUAGCAAAGCCAGGCCUUAAACCCUUGUUUCUUGCUUUUUUCUACUACAUUAUAAAGUACUGAAGUUGUUAAUCACAUUGAGCCACUUGUUCCCCAAAAAACACUAGCUGAUUAGACUAUCAGUAACACAAGCCAACAAUAACAGUCCUUCCUAUUCUCAUUAAUAAUAGCUAGCAUUCAUAUAGCUCUUUAAAGUUUGACAAAGUGCUUUACUGAUAUUUUAUCCUCCUAACAGCCAUGCGGAUAGAAACUGAGGCAAACAGAAAUCAUAUAACUUACCCAGAUCAAAUAGGUAGAAAAUGUCUGAGGCUAGAUUUGAACUCAGGUUUUCCUGACUGCCGUCAGGCCCAUCAUUUUGCCACCUAGCUGCCUCUUUGUAAAUAUACACUAAAGACAUACCACUUUACAUAUUGGGUGAGAAAUUUCUUCCAGGGAAAAAUGGAAUAGUGUUGCUUACACAGUUGUCUAAGGAAAUAGAGCACAAAAGGGAGAAUUUUUCUUUCCCUUUUUCUUUCCAAAUACUUGAAAAGAGUAAUCCCCAGCCAAAGCUUGAACUUUAACAGUUCAUUUAAAAAAAUGUAAAAUAUGUAUACAUGUGUGUGCAUACACACACACACUCACGCUCUUUAAAUUUGGGGAAGGGGUCCAGACUUGUGUUUUCAGUUGUGUGAAAAGUUGCUCCAUUUUAACAGCAGCUCCUCUAUCUGCAUCUUACAAAAAGUCAGUUUGCUCGUGUUCAUGCAUAGCCAGUAUAGUAUGUGGCAGAGGCAGGAAAGGAACCCAACCUCUUCCUGACUCAAGGCCUGUCCUUGCCAUACUGUCUCUUUCAUGGUUAGAUUUACUCAAAAUGAAAAUUGGUGCUUAAGUCUUUUGUAUAAUAAACUGGUUCCACUUUAAUUUUUUUUAAAUUAAGGAUAACAAUAUGUUUUAACUGAUUAUCUCUGGUUUGGGUAGGAUAUAAACAAUUAGAGACAAAAGUCUAUGGUACCUUCCAGUUCUGGGAUUCUUUGACAAUUAUUCGACCAGGAGACCUUUAUUUCUGUCUUUCUAGGUUCCAAACUACUAUCUGUCAGAUGAGCAUUAUGUCAUUAUUAUAGUUCUAAUUCAUUGUUAUCAAGGUGUGUAAAACUUUAGUGCCUCUCCCCACCCUCCACAAAUAAAACAAAAUACAUGUUUUUUUUCCUCCCUGAUUGCAUUCCCCUUAUGUUUAAAGUAAGCUGCCCCUGCCCCCUCUUUUACUAUUUUAACCAGGGUGAGGUUGGGGAAGCAUAUUUCUCAUUUUGUUUGGCCUUUACUGUAACAAAUGUUUCCACAGGCUAGAGACACUGAAUAUAUUUAGGUACCCUUUUUAUUCCUUUUCUAGUGAUGGGUAAAGAGGGUGUUGAGGGGGAAGGGAGUGUGAUGGGUCGACACAAGCCCAGGGAUUUCACUGCAUAUCAGCCCCAGUCUUAGCUGCCUGGGGCCUCAGAGGCCAAAAAGUACAUCAAGAAAAGAUCCUUCCUUUGACCCUAAAGUUAAUAAUCCUCAAGCCUUAAUUGUUUUUUCUCUAGACUAGCCUUUAUAGAGACUGGAAUGAAUAAGAGAAGAGGUGCUUAAUUUUAUUUGUCCUGUUUAAAAAAAAACUGGAAAGAGAUCAACACAAGAGUCUUUGGUUCUAUGCCCUUGGAUUGGUUUUGAUGUACCGUUAAGACCUUGAGUAUACAAGAUUUUAAUAGCCUUUAAUACGUGUUCUCCCCUUAAACUGACUUAUAUAGCUUUCCAAUGAAAGAGCCUUUCAGGGAACAAAAGGUUUACAUAAAAAAAAAAGAUUUACAUAAUAUUUACAAAUCUCUUACCAGUAUUCACAUGCCUAAAUCUUUUGGUGCCAGGCUCUCACUCUUUGCUGCAUGUUUGGUGGUAGACUAACACCAGUUAACUAACUGAUCUGUCCUGCAUCAAAUUAGAUGCCAAUUGAAUAUAAUAGUUAAAUUCUUCUUUCACAUAACCUGUGUAUAUCCAAAACCUGUGCUUAUAGAGGGCUUAAUGAGCAGGAUUCUCUGGUGAGACCCAAGAAACUCAACCUCAAUUUAGAGUCUCCCUUUCUCCAAGGCUCUUAGGGAAUAUGGAAGAUUGUUUUUUAAAAAACAAGCAAACCUGGAACUGUUUGAAACAAUCCUGAUCUUCCUAGCUGUAGCCAGAUUGCUUUUCCUAAACAAAAAAUUGUCCCACAUAUUCUUUAUAAAGUAUCCUUCAGUGUAGCCCCAUAUCCUAGGAGCUGUUUUACAAUACCUUCCUUACAAUAAUUCCCUGAAGGACACAAAAAAUUAUAUUUCUUCCCAAAUUCCUGCUGGUUCAUCCUUGCCACAGUAACAGGAUUACUUUUUUUUUAAAACUGAGUUAAUUAGUUAAUAGUUAAUUCUUUUUUUAGGGAGGGGGAAUGUUUUGGGCAGGUGGAAUUUUUCAAACUUCACUGGGCCACAUAAACAAUAUUUUUAUUAUUUUCUCUGAUAGCUGAGAUAGCUAUGCUGGAAAAGAUGAUUCCUUUAUACAAUAACCAUUUCCCCCUUUUUUUUUACUCUGUGGAACCUAAAAAAAAAUUCAUUUACACACAUCAAUUAAGGAACUGUUUGAUGCUUUAAACUGAGAUUUGCAAAUACUGUCUAAUAAUUCCAGAAGUCAGCCAUUGUUUGGGAGUUUUUUUUUUUUUUGCUAUGAAAUAAAGAGAAGUAUUUAUUGCCAAAAAAGUCUUUAUAAAAGUUUACCCAGUGACUUUUUAAAAAAAUAUUUCUUUUAUUAAAAUACACCUGUGUGCUGACAAGUCAACCAAAAGUGUAAAAUGUUCUCCCUGUAUGUUAAACCUUAAGUUAAUUUACAGCAAUUUUGUUGUAUAAUUAUUUAUGUUUAAUAGGAAAGUUAUUCUAAUACCACAAAUAUCAAUCUCUAGAUUUAACUGACAAUCUUAGAUAAAUUCCUAUUUAGACUUCCUUGUGUUGUUUGCUCAUUCACCCUUCUGUUACAGGAUCUAGGAACAUUUAUACAUAUAUAAAAUAAAUGCUCCUAUGUGCAGGGACGCUGAGUAAUUAAAGUGUUCUCUCUGAAAAUUGACCCUUUGGAUUAAAUAUAUAAGUUAGUGGUUGUGAAAUAGUGAGAUUUUACAACCAGAAAGUAAAGUAAUGAAACUUGGCCUUCAGUUGGGGGUGUGCCAUUCUUUUACCAGUGAAUACAACUUGAUGCAUUUGGCAAACAUUAACAAGGGCCUUUGUUACCAUGAAUGAGCAAUCAUCUUAAAAUAGCAGCUCAGCAAAGUAGAACAAGCUAUAGAUCCAUAAUCAGUCUGAAUAUUAACUGGAGGACAUGUAGACAAAUCUGGAGUUGCUACAGUGGCAGCAACUGUUGUGAUGAUGUGCUGUUAGCUGGAAUAUAUAAAGUUCAUUUAAUUUUCAUUGAGUGACUCACAAAGCAAAACCUCUUAUCAAUCUUAGUAAUACAGUCAAUGAAACUUCACUUAUCUAUUCCUAAUAGAACUUUCAAAUUGUUUGUAUCUUAUUUGCUUUGCAUGAAAGCUUAGUUUUCCUGUUCUUUUUUUUAAAAAAUUGUUCUACUUUUAUAUCACUCAAAUUAGAAUUGUUAGAAGAUUUACACAAGCUUGAAUGUAUUGUCUGUUAUUAAAGCACAUGUGACUGUUUGGAUUUGUCAGUAUUGUUCAGUUGUAUUAAGUGUUUCAUUUACAAGUUGUCACUUUACACUGUACUAUACCUUGGAAUUUUUGAUUCUUCACUUGUAUGUACCUUUAGUUUUAGCUGCUGUAUAAUAGCUAUUGUGUUAAUAUAGAAUUGUAAAAAAAAACCAAUCUGCAUUUAUUUAUACAGAGACAUUUAUAAUACUUAUUUUACAAAUGUUCUUAUAUUCUGAAUAAAUAUUUCUAGU